Messenger RNA from Paramacrobiotus metropolitanus, 2655 nucleotides. RefSeq lists its product as uncharacterized. Gene Ontology annotation, molecular function: hyaluronic acid binding. The record is from RefSeq and is a predicted model, not a curated record. Bases 243 to 2642 code for a protein of 799 amino acids. The transcript is spliced from 3 exons. Gene Ontology annotation, biological process: cell adhesion. Lineage: Eukaryota; Metazoa; Tardigrada; Eutardigrada; Parachela; Macrobiotidae.
GCUGCGCGCUGGCGCAGUCAAUACUUGUAAGGCUGUACGCAUAUUUGGCAUGCCUUCUGUUACGGUACUAUAGUUUGCAAGUUCAACUGUACAAGGUGCAGUACGUGUAUUUGACAGUGUUUACGUUUCCUUCUAUGUACGAGUAUUAAUUAAAUUUUACCAUCUAUGGAAACAUUAGCUCUGCACAGGAAGGCAACCAGUAAUGCCAGUAAACGCUUGUGGUACUCCACCCAGUUGUAGUAAUGCGGUUUCUGUCAGAUAGAACGGCGGUGAUUCUCUUCUAUUAUGUCGUCCCUGGGGUACUCCUUUGCUCAUUGGCGGUUAAUAUUGCACUGAGUGUUAUUGUGGCCUUAAACUCCACAAAGCACGAUUCGCCAACACAGACUGAUGGAUCGAGGCAUAACUCCAACAGAAGUGCUAGCAUUCGAGCUGGCGCUGACCCGACUGCAAUAUACUGGGGACGCUUCGAACCCACGCGUACUGCGCGUCUCUCCAUACCCUACAAAAACUUCCGGGUUCUCAUCUACGAGCCCGCGCCCUCCGUCAACGAAAAUCCGUUAACCGCGCGCCGUGACCUGUACUACUACACUCCCGCCGCCAUUCUAAAUGUCUCCUCGGCAGUUAGCUCCAACAAUAAAUUCGCUGGAAAAUUCCAAGUGGAAUUCUCGAUCCUGAUGUGGGAUGGAGAUUACGUGGCACACAUUCGGAGAGAGAUUUCGGAGCGGCUCAAUGUCCCGAACCCAAAACUACGCAUCAUCCCUAUUGAGGAAGUGCGUGUUGAUCUGAUUUCGCCGGAUUGGAGCAAAACCUACGAGAUAGACAACGACUGGCGUCCUUAUUCUAUGGCACCGAUGUACGUACCCUUCCGAUUCUUCUGCACCACGAAGAACGAAUGCCUGGAUCUAAAGGACGAUAUUACCCGUGACCCGGAGCAUUUUUUAUCGGACCUGGUGAUGUACUACAAUCUGCAGUCGAAGACCAGCAGCGCCCGCCGACUGACGGUCAAUGUGGAGUUUAUCAGUACGGGAAAAUUGUUCUCCGAACUGCGGACCCGCUUUACCGGUUCGACGGAUGUGUACCUGAGCGGCGCGGAUGCCAAAGAGCUGACGACCGAAAUCGCUACUAACCUCUUGGCGGCGGAGAUUUCCGAUGCGGAUUUUGUGGAUCAGGAGAGCUCACCCAAGCUGAUGCAGUUGAUUGAGAGCGCACUGGAGCUGUCCACGGAAUCCAGCAAGAACUUUGACGCCGCCAAAUGGCGUUCGGUAUUCUGGAAGGACGAGAAUGCCCGACCGGAUAAAGUAACCUACCGGCUGAAUGAAGCGUACUCCAAGCUGGACCGCGAAUCGCAGUUGCUGAUAAAGGAGGCGCACCUAAGGAAGGAUGAGACGAAUCUGUGCUUUAACCUAACGGGAAAGUACCAGAGCGGGAAAGAUAAGGACAAAGAUAAAGGUAAAGGCAAGGAUAAAGACAAAGGCAAAGGUGAAGCGUCCAAACAGCUAUGGCACGCUGGCACCGAUGUCGGAUUUAGCGAUCCAUUCCACCAUAUGCGCAGCAAGCGAGGUGCUGGGGAUUGUGGAUGCCCGCCAAUCCAGUGCAGUUGUUAUAUUUGUGGUUGCAAUACCAAUGUUAUGCAGCUAGAACCGAAGCCGAUUACGACCACCACCCGGUCGACCACCACCACCACUACCACUACCACCCCGGUUCCCACCCGGCCGCCCCGUCCGACUCACCCUCCCGGCACCACCGAAGAGGAGGAGGAGGAUGACGAGGAUUCGCCGACAACAACGACCGCCCCCACAAACACGACGGCGAAACCGAAGGAUAAGGAGCGUGAUGUAUCCGGCACGCUGAAGGCCUGCAUACCGCAGUCCACCCAGACUAACGACACUAAAGCCCAGGAAGAGUUCAACAAGUAUUUCGAGGAGAGUCGCAAUUUCUCAGAGUUUCAAGGGGAAAAAUUCGAAGUGAAGACUAUGAGUCUGAAACGAUUGAACCUCGCGUCGCUGGUCAGUCGCACCACGUUCCAGACCAGUUCGAUUCGGCUACAGACCGUCCUGGCGGUUAUGCGGACCAAUAUCAAUCUGGACCUUGGGCAAGCAACCCCGGUUACGCAGGAUACCGAAGACUCCGAGACCGAGGAUGACGAUACGAGUCGUUUAGGGAUCGGGAAGGACGUCCGUGAAGUGUUCUUCGUGCGGGCCAAUGUCACAUCGGCCGGGUUCAACCCGGCGCACGCCGCCCACAUGUGCCUGGCCUUCAACAGCAGACUGGCCACCGCCCGCGAUAUGCGCCAGGCGUGGGUGAACGGCGCCAACUGGUGUAAUCUCGGCCACAUUAAGCCCGAAGGCUCGGCUUGGGCGACGGCAGUCUAUCCCAACCGGAACUGCUUUGCGGAUGGAGUAAAAGAGACGUACGCGCCGGAAGUGUGUAUCAGCGACCCGAACCGAGUCAAGGCAUCGCUGCUACAGGAAGUCAUUCAAGUUAUCCCGAAUCCGAGUGAUGGCAGGAUAAAUGAGACGUUUGUCAACGGGGUGAACUGUUAUGGUAUUAAACCACAAGAUGGUGAUGAGAUUUACUAUUCGGGAAUACGCAUGUUGGUGUCAUAUUUCCGAAAUGGCGUGUAUAUGCAACCGUUUCAAUAAAACGAAUAUCUCG